CACUUCACACUGCCUUGCAUGGUAGUAAUAAAUUAAGAUUAAUAAUUAAGUAUUAAUAAUUUUUUGUGAUCAGUUUUUACAAAAAUGCACUCAGCGUGCAAUGUGCAUGUUAUUGGAAUGCCAACAUGAAAAACCUGCAGUUCAGGUUUAAAAACACCUGAACUCAUUGUAAUGUUCCUCGUUCUGUUUGUUUAAAAAUAUAUUUGUAUUCAAUAAGUAGAAUUUCAUUUUUCAGCCCAAGUUGAUUGCUAAAUUAGUUGCAUAAACCGUGAGUACGUGAUUACACUUUGCAUCCUAAGAGUUACAUCGAAAUGGCCUUCCAAAACUUUCGAUGCCGAUGGCAGUAACCUGGUGAGUGGUGACAUGCCAUCUUGGGGAACUGUAUAUUGGGCAGAAAACCUCAUGAUACUCUUGAUUUCUGGAAGCAAAGUCAGAAUCGAAAGCAAUGGCACUUCCCAUAAAGCCCUCGGAAAUGAACAAGAAGUGCCCUCAGUGCACGGUAUUACGCAAAGAAAAGCGCACGCUUAUCGCUGAUCUGAACAAAGCCAACGAUCAGAUUGCAUCGCUCGAGGAUCUGGUCUUCGAGUUGGACAAACGCCUGGAAGAAGCCAAAGUGGCCGACGAGAGUGCCAGCAGCACGAUGCAGGACGUGAGUUCUGCAAUUCCUCUGGGAAUUGUCGCCAGUGUCCGCUCGCGCUACGCCAAGGCAGACAGCAGUCGUCUGCAGUCGAGUAACACCGGUCAUAUGCAUAGUGCGGCCCAAGAAAAGACGAAGGGCGAGGACAACCCAGCAGAUCUAGAAGAAUCGUUGCCUGAUCUCCCUACCUCAAAGGUCAGCGAGGAGAGGAACUCCAUCAGACAGGAGGCUUCUUUUGGUCAAGAGGAGGAAGGAUCAAGAACGCAUUUGAGAGAGACGAGAAAGUUGCUGUCACUUAAAGAACUCCAGUUAGCGGAAAUGGCUAAGAAGCUGCAGUUCGCACAGGAUGAAAUAGAACGACUGCAUACUUUGCGAGCUUCCAGUGAGAAAUCCCUAGAGCAGCCGUCCAAGACACAGUCAGCUGGCAGUGAUGCUGCUCAAAAAGCAGCAGCGCUUCAAACGGCACUCAUUAAAAUAAAUUUAUUGAGAAGGAAAGUGGCUCAUGAGAAAUACCAAGCUGAACAAGAAAAACUUCUUUUAAAACACGCACUGGAUGUUGCGUCGACGGAAAACCAAAAAGCUCAGAGUGCUCUUAGUCAACUGUCUGUAGAGAAAAACCAUAUGGAGGAAAUGUUUUUCGAAGCGCUGGCUAAACAGAAACACUCACAAGAGCGCGAGAGCCAGCUGGUGGAUGAGCUGCGAGUCGUUCGCACCCAUUCUUUAUUCCCGUACGGAUAUCCAUCGACGGCGGAAUCUGUCGCACGCGAAUCAAUCCCUGGCACCGAUGUCAUAAAAGGUCACACGCUUGCCAUGGCUGGUACAAACCCGGAAGGCGACUCUGUUCGCAAUGCACGGAUAAUGCAGUCAAAAAGUGCGGAAGACAAUCAUAUCCAAAAGCACUUCCUUUUUUCAGCAAUCCGUCGGUUACAAAGGCGAAGGGUUGGACAGGAAACAUCCCAGUCCCAGGCCCAGCGCAACCUCAGAAACGGCAUCGAAAUGUCUUGAAUCGCCGUCUUUAAUGAAAUCCAAACGAGGAACUUUCUGGAAGAGGGGUUUGACAACAAAAAAGUGACCUUUUCUGCCGUUAAAGCAAUGUACCAUUACUAAUGUUCUAGAAAGUCGAUAGCCUUUUGCCCGUUGUACUUAGACAGGUUACUAAUUCCAAAGAAUUAUGUCCGAGUAAAAAAUGUUUCUGCCUAUACGAAGAGUUCUGGCUACGCGGAGAGUUCUGGCUCUUUGAUGCAAGAAUUUUUACUACGUGUAUGAUACACGGUGUAUCAGCGCGUCGACUGUUGUGACACAAUAUGUCAAUCGAAAGUUGUCAUGACGCC
Molecule: messenger RNA, 1968 nt
Organism: Paramacrobiotus metropolitanus
Lineage: Eukaryota; Metazoa; Tardigrada; Eutardigrada; Parachela; Macrobiotidae
Exons: 9
Coding region: 446-1642 (398 amino acids)
Source: RefSeq, a predicted model, not a curated record